CUUUAUUUAUUUAUUUAUUUAUUUCCCAUGUAGCGCUAAUGCUCCUUUCUGAACAAUUAAAGGAGGAAAGUGGAGUGUGAAAGUGUCCUUGAACCCCCUCAUUGCCAAGGAGAUGGGCUGCCUGACAGACAAAACAAAGAAGAGUGUGCACUAGUAGCUUUGCCCCGAGUGAACAUCCUGCCAAUUCAGUCGUUGUACUCUUUAUCCUGCGCAAGACAAUCAAAUCAUUGUAUCAUCUGACAAUCAUCUCUCUUUCCACCGCACACUUGCACCCACUCAACCCUCUCCUCCCUCUUCACCUCAUGAGAACAACCGUUUGAUUGGCUCAUGCAGGGAAAUCCCGAGGAAAGCCCUCCCACCCUUUGUGUUGACAACAAGACACAAGUGUCACGUUUCCUAUGUCUUGCCUGCGUGUUGCAUCAGACUGACAAAAAAGCUUAAAUAGCGUUUCCGCUCACUCCAGUGCAUUCCCGUUCUCAGAUUCCUGCUUUUGAGACUUACUUAUUGGACUUUUUUACUGCAAAUGUAGCUACUUUUUGACAUUUGUAGUCACAAUCUUUGAUUCAUACAUCAGUUUACAGUGCAGCUUUGUAUGCAUCUGUCAAUUUUUGGGUGGGGGGUUUCAUUUUUUUCCCAUUUUUUACAAUUAGAAUAUGUUCAAUAGCUUCAUCUGUGGACAAAUUAACACAACAGUCAGCUUUGAGUUGGAUCACGCCAAGCGCAGAUGCUUUACGUUCCACCGGCCCAAAACACAAAUAUUGUUGUUAUUAACCAGUCGCAUGCGAGAAAGGAAACAUGCUACCUAAAAAGAAAAGACCGACCAUAGUUUCAGAUGAAGAGAAAUGCCAGUCCAUCUUUUCAGCGGUGGCCUACUUCAUGAAGCACCUCGGGGUGAAGACCCGGGCGGCUGACAACAAGAAGUCCCGAGGGGGCUUCUUCCGUAGACAGCUGGUCAAGAACAAGAAGGACGAGUCCACAAAGACCAAGCCCAGGGGUGGCUUCCCUGGGAUACCUAGCUGGAUCGCGGGUAACCCUGAGGUCAAACCUAAAAUGGAAGCCGAAGUGGACAAGGAGAAAGGGAGUCAGGAGCGUAAAGGUCCAACGCCUAUCCGUGGUUCCUUCACCGACCCGGCGGCGCCCACACUUCCCUGCAGGAAGUCAGGGUCUGGAUCCGGAGGCGGCGGCGGCUCCAUCACCUUGCCUACAGUGGAGAUCACGGAGGGCUCGGGCAACAACGCCAGCAUGAGCAGCAGCCCCGAGGCUCUGCAGUCUGAUGGCUUCUCCAGCAAUCGUCUGGAGCCACUAAUCUUUCCCGAAUUGACUGACGGAUCCCCGUGGGAGCCCUUCUUGAUCAGCGACACCCCCGUGGAGGAAAGCCUGGAGAAAGACAGACGCAAGACAAGUAAGAAGGUCGCGCGUAGCGAGAGUGCUCGCGUGGACCGACACCCAUCACGGCGUCGCAGCUCCUCCCGGGCCAAACAGUACCGCUCUCGUAGCGACGUGGACCUGCAGUUGCCUUCCACCAUGACGACCGUAGCAUCAUCGCUCAGCCCCCAUUUCAAUGAAGGACCCAUUCCAGUGGCUGAAGGCUCCGGCUUGUCGCCUGUCAGCCCCUCUCCUCCCGAGGAGAUGGAGCCCCGCCUGCUGGAGUUCGAGCAGGACCCGCCUAACUGGAGGGAGCUGGCCUCCCCGGAAGCUCUGUCGGUCCUCAGCAAGAAGGAGACCAAGAGGCAGGAGGUCAUCAACGAGUUGUUCGCCACAGAGCACGCCCAUGUGCGGAUGCUGAGUGUCCUUCAGAUGGUCUUCUCCAAGCCUCUGGAGCGAGAGGAGCUCCUCACCGCCACCGAGCUGGCCACCAUCUUCCCCAACCUGGACGAGAUCAUAGAAAUGCACUAUCACUUCUACGAGAACCUGAAAAAACUUCGUCUGGAGGACAAGUUUAUCGUCAAAUCCAUCAGCACCACCGUCCUCAACAGAUUUGAGGGCACGGAAGGGGAAUGGUUCCAGAAGCUGGCGGCCCGUUUUUGCAGUCACCAGUCGUGGGCCCUGCACCAGAUCAAGAGCAGGCAGAAGAAGGAGCCUCGCUUCAACUCCUUUAUCCAGGAGGCGGAGAGCAAGCCGCAGUGUAGGAGGCUGCAGCUAAAGGACAUCAUUCCCAUCGAGAUGCAGAGGCUCACCAAGUAUCCGUUGCUAUUAGAGAACAUCGCCAAGAACACAGACGAUCCCAGUGAGAAGGCGCUCAUCCAUCAGAGCGCCGAGUGCUGCAGAAAGAUCCUCAAUCACGUCAACGAGGAGGUCAAAGAGAUGGAAAACCUUCUGACGCUCAAGGAUUACCAGCGGCGACUGGACACGUCGGGACUCAAGCCCAGUAAUGAGCUUUAUACAGAAUACAAGAACAUUGAUCUGACCCAGAAGAAGAUGCUGUAUGAAGGCCCUCUCACUUGGAAAGUCACAAAAGAGAAGGCUGUUGAGGUGCAGUGCGUGCUGCUGGGCGACCUGUUGGUGCUCCUGCAGAGGCAGGAUGACAAGAUGGUGCUCAAGUGUCAGAGCAAGAGCAUCAUCGCCAUGCAGGAAGGCAAGCAGAUGCUCAGCCCCAUCAUCAAGCUGGACUCGGUAUUCCUGCGCGAGGUGGCUACUGAUUUGAAGGCCUUCUACGUGAUCUUCACUUGGGACAGCGGCGCUCAGAUCUACGAGCUGGUGGCUCAGUCUGUGGGCGAAAGGAAGCUGUGGACUAAAGUGAUAAAGUCAGCGGUGGAUGAUCUGAAGAAGAGUGGCGCGCCCAUGAGGAUCACACUGCCUCCUGGAAGUGGAGCAGGAUUUAGUCCUGGGCUGAGCGCCCCUCAGAGCCCCACAGAGAACGGUGGUUUGAAGAGUAGCGGUGAUCGCGAUAAGGACAGCUUGACAGAUGAUAAGUCAUCCGAUCCCCGGCACUCUCUGAUCGACUUCCUGUCUGACAAAGGGUUCGACCUCCUCGCGCACUCCAACAGCUACCGGGAGAAGUUGGCCGCCAACGCUCUGGAUGAAGUCAUGCUGUUGAAGCGGCUGCUGGUCGGGAGCAUCAGUCUGUCGGAGGACAGAGAAAACGGAGAGGAACCCAGUCUAGAAAUGGACAGCUGUCAAUCAACAGAAGGCCUGGAGGAGGAGAAGGAAGGUGUAGUCGCCAAGAGGGACGAGGAGAGCCUCCCCUCGGAGACUGCCAGGCUGGUGGUGUCCCAGGAGAGAAUGGAACAAGUGUGCCGGAGGCUCGUCAGCCUGGAGGGGCAAAUAAAGAGACUCCAGACUGUAGAAGAGGAACAUCACAGACUGCAGGAGGCCCUUUCUAAGUUCUCGUUAGAGGGCGGUCACUUUGCCUAAGACGCCAACACGCCACCUGCUGGCCACUAGACUGUUAUUUUACUGGUGCUUGUUUGGAGUGCAAGAAGCUUUCCGGAAAUGUCCGCAAACCUUCGCUUCGCUGAGAAAACGCUCGGAGAGAUGCUGGAUAAUUUGCUGGAGGAUGAACAAGGGGAGGAAAAUGGCUUGUACGGCCAGUGCUGUGGAAUGUGUGUGUUUGUGUGCCUGUGUGCCCUUCAUUGCGUUGCAUAGCGUUAUGUUGCAUCGCGUUAUGUUCUAUAGUGUUAUGUUGUAUAGCGUCGCGAAGCAUUACAUUGCAUAAUGUGACGUAGCAUUGUGUUGCGAUGCGUACAGUUAUGUAGCAUAGUGUUGCGCAGUAUUAUGUAAAGGUACGUAGCAUAGUGUUACGUAGAGUUACGUAGUGUAGCGUUAUACUGAAUUGUAUAUCGCUUCGCAACGAUACGCAGCGAAGCGUAGCACUGCGUUAUGUUGCAUAGCGUUACGUUACGGUGUUGCGUAGAGUUGCGUAGCGUUGCGUGCUUGUACAAAGAAAGGAUUAGAAAGAAAACCAAAAAAGCCCCCUCUUUCGAGUUCCAAAAACAAAAGCUACACAUUGCUCUUUGCUGCUUCCUAUGAAGUGCUGUUCCACACCUACACACCGCUAAAGGAAUCAAAAAUCACAUGAUUGCCAAAAAGAAAUACCAAUAGUUUCCCUAGGAAGCUAUUGUAAAGCACUGCUAUGAAUGGCAUGGUCCUCAUUCUUUGCCAAAGUACAAUAGAAAUGCACACAUUGUAUUUUAAUAGUUGAAAAUGAUGAGGAAACUGUGUGUGAGGUUAAUUUUCUGGAGGCUUCUUAUCAUACCAGACGUUGUGCUCUUUAGAUAUACUAUGGCCCAACAAGCUGUUAGUACUGGAGACUUUGGUUGUGUUGACUGUUAUUUAUUCCUUUUUGGGGCUUUGGCUUUACCCGAAUGGACGUGAGGCAACGCUGGGCCUGACCGAGAGCGUGGACGUAGGUAGAUGUGAAGGCUAAUGUAGAACAUAGAACAAAUGGAACAUAGCAAGAACGCAUGGUGAGUUUAGUUACAGCGAGUGAGAUGGAAGCGGAUGAAAUUCAGAGUAGGGUAGGAAAUUCUAAUAAAUAACGUAUUUCCUCAACAACUUUAAUAGAUGCCAUGCCACAAUUAAUCAUGGAGGGCAUCACAUCACGCACUUCAAUCAAUACUCCCUUGAAAUAAUGCAUUUGGAAAACCAAGGGGAAUUAUUUGAGUUCAAAGAUGCAACAUUCUUGAGCCCAUUUUGACUGUGUUGCUAACCAAAACAGAAGAAGCCAAGUGUGGAAGCUCCCCGCGCACUGUUAAAUAGCUUACGUGGAGACGAGCCAGUAGUGUUUCCAGUGGGAAAAAAAAGCUUCCCUCUAAUAGACACCUCCCUUUUACCAACCGGGGAAAAAAUUGGUAGUGUAGACUCUUAUACCACAGACUAGUUUCUUGUACAGUAUUGAAGCUGAUCGUAUGCAAUGGAACGAUUAACAGCCACGUAAGAAAAAUAAUAACUCCCUUAUAAAAACGCCCUCAAAUUGAUACCUCCGUUUUUCCCCUCAUCAAACUAACACAGGUAAAUGUAAUGACCUCAAUUCUUUGAUGCCAUCGUUCAGACACUAAAGAGUGCUGUACCUGCUAUUGAGUAACACCCCCACCCCACCACCACUAUUUGCGUAAAUCCACAGUGGAAACACUGGAGGGCCCCAGCAUUGCUACACUUGCAGAUUAGCUCGUGUGUUCUAUUCUUCCCUAAGAGCAACAUCAUUUGUAUUGAUGACACACACACACACACACACACAUAUUUAUAUAUGUAAAAUGUGUAUAAAAAAAAACGCAUAGCGUUGUGUUGCGUCGUGCUGCGUAGGGUUCUAUUCACGUAGCGGAGCAGUUACUGGCGUAGCGUUACCUGCUGUCUUGUAACGACCAUUACGUUGCAUUGUGUUGCGCUCGUUACAGAAAUGAUUACAAAAAAAAAAAAAAAAGACAGCCCUCUUUUGAAUGUUUAUUUGCUGAGAGGUGUCCAAACUAAAAUCUGUGGUGGCAGCCAAUGGAGAUGCUUGUAACAAAACACGGCCUUGAAAAAAGUUGAAAAGCUUUACCAUAGGACAUUAAUUUAAUUUGAUUGAAUGUGCCAAAAUGUAGACUUUUGCAAGAAAAUGUUCAGAACGUGCUACUAUUGUAUUAUUAGACAGGGGGCCUUCACGUAAUAAUCACUGCAAUUUCUGCAAGGGUCAUCAUGGAAUUAGCCAAGCAAUAAGAAUUUAGAGCUAGAAGCUUGUAUUAUAUUUUCAAAAUGCCCCUUAGGCUUUUCUUUCUUAUAAGUGAUGACUAUGCAAGAAAUAUACUGUGUAUUUUGGGUUUUUAUUUUACUGAGGCUGUUUAAAUGAUGUACACUUAAGGAAAACAAACGUGGUACGUUGUUUUUUUUUUUUUUAAUAAAUUGGGGAAAUAAG
Phyllopteryx taeniolatus (common seadragon) is the source of this 5830-nucleotide messenger RNA. It is a transcript of the gene arhgef1, whose product is annotated as Rho guanine nucleotide exchange factor (GEF) 1b. Gene Ontology annotation, biological process: G protein-coupled receptor signaling pathway; intracellular signal transduction. The record is from RefSeq and is a predicted model, not a curated record. Lineage: Eukaryota; Metazoa; Chordata; Actinopteri; Syngnathiformes; Syngnathidae. The coding region runs from base 796 to 3354 and encodes 852 amino acids. Gene Ontology annotation, molecular function: G protein-coupled receptor binding; guanyl-nucleotide exchange factor activity. Gene Ontology annotation, cellular component: cytoplasm. The transcript has 26 exons.